AUGAUCGACGACUCCGACGAGGUGUCGUUGAGAGAUGCCAUUUGGGAUCCAUGUGGUUUUGAUGGAGAAUAUAUGAUGGAGUACAUCAUUGAUAACUUACCACCACUGGUCUCAAUUGAUGUCAACCCGUUUCAAACUGCUAUCAACAACAAUCUCAUUCCCAAGUUAUCUGACACUAUCAAGGAAGAUACCAAGACAAAUUCAAUCAAAUCAUCAUCGAUUCAAUAUUAUCCACUUCCACCUCAAGUUCCGCCACUGAAUCAUUCUUAUUCUCAGUCUCAAGCUUCUAUCUUGAGCUGGGACACUUAUCAACGUACAUCCACACAAUCUAUCCCAACUUAUCAAUCGCCUUAUCCUUCCGAAUCUUCAACUCAGACUUGGGAUGUUUUACUUCAAUCCGCUUAUUGCAACGAAUCAAAUCACGAUCCUCUGAUCGCAUAUAAACCAGCUUGGCCUCUCUCGCGUGCCUCCGAUCUCUAUGCGCGACUCUGCCUUGGUUUACAUCUCGGACAAAGUUCUUUACCACGAAUACUCGGAUUGACAAACGAAGCUAGCCAGGUUACCUUCGAUCUCGCACUUAAACUUGGUCUCAAUCUCAGUAAACUUGAUUCUACAGAUCCAUACUUGCAAGGACUAUUGGCGAGUGGUCUUGACCAAUUAGCUGCGAUGUUACGGGUCGAAAUUCAUUCAGCUCUCGCAGUUCCAUCUCACCAACUCGUUCUCACGCGUCAAACCGUUCUGGGGCCCAUUCUAGAUCUUUUAUCUAAGUUGGCCGACUUGAUAAUCACCAGUGCACCUUCCUCUCCUACAGAUCAACUCUCGCAUCUAUACCAAUUUGCCGAUCAUUUACUGCAGACCGCUGGUUCACCGAUGCUCCAAACGGUCUCAAGUUGGUUGCUUGAUAGGAUCUCUACCCGUGUACUCAUUGGUUGGGAGACUUGGUUAGGGAUGAUACGUAGCACUGAUGGACCGGUUCAAGAUCUCAAUUGGUUGCCAAGAAAACAAGACGAACGCGACGGCCAUCUCGAUUGGCCGAAUGAAUUCGAUGAACUUCAUCAAAGAUUAUGGCGAGAAUGUGGAAUUGAACGUGUGAAGGCACCGAAUGCGGCUGAGGAUUUAGGAACAAACAACAUGUCACCGAAUGCCAUUCGUCGCUUUUCUGCGAGUUUCAAGACAAUCAUGAUAUUCUUCCACAUCGUGCUAAUUUGGUUUCACAUGGCUCUACCCCUGCAGCUCAAGCUGGAUCGGAUUCCGACCUUCAUGCCGAUCGAAGUCGCUGAGAAAUUGUUUCAAGCUGGCAUUGCAUUACGCAUCUUGAGAACAUCAAGUGGUAGUAUGAUUGAAAAAUCAGAACCAAGACCGGUAUGUAGAUUACUACCGAUCGAGGCUCUUGAGCGCGCUAGAUGGGUGUGGAGUGCAACGGAGUUAGAGUGUUCCCGGAUUGCAUUGGCGCAGCAAGUCCGAGAUAUACAUGUUCGAACGUCUGCCUGGAGAAAUCACGUCAAGCUUCCUAGCACAACAGCAAACUUUUCCAGUAAAGUGAAGCGCAAGGUACACGAGCCAAAUGACCCCCAAGCAGACCUAGAUAGGUUCUUCGAAAAUAUCACGAGAGGUUUAAGACGUGAUAGUCACUCGCCCCACUCUGCUUCAUUGCUCGCCGUCUUUGAAGAUCGUCUAGGAAAUUUUGAAAGCCACCACACAUUUCUACAAGCCAUGUGCAUUCCCUCGCUUUCGAUACUCACCCAUGAGACUGUCCAUAAUCCACUUCUCGCUCGCGCAUCUUCUAUCAACCAAUCAUUAUUGUCGUUCUUUAUCAUCGAUAUGGAACUGUUGGAUCAUCUUCAAAUUCUGGGCCAGUUUUUAUUUUGUUUUGAUGUCGACUUUAGUCAACGGUUGUCGAGAGCUCUCUUCGAUCAAACAGAGCAGGAUGGGUUGAUCGACGGACCCUCGGCGGUGGGUGUGAGUGUCAGAUUGAUGGAAAAAGCUCGUUGGCCGCCUGGUGGAUUUGAUCUUUCAUCUGCCCUUCGAUCGGUUGUCUUGGAUUCAAUCCCGGAAGAGCUGACAGCAUCGGCAUGGCGUGAGCUUGAUGAUCGGCUAUCAUUCGCCACCGAAGCAACGGAUCAAGAGCACAUACAACCUGCGGAUUCGAUACAUGCAUUCGACUUCCUUUUCCUCGAUUUUAAACCUCCCCCUGGGCUUAUCCCCUUGCUAAGCCCUGAAAUCAUCGAGCAUUAUCGUGAUGUGAAUCGAUAUCUGAUGAAACUUGUUCGCUUACAAUCAAUCAUGCGUCGAAAUCAGCAUUUACUUCGUACUCGUCUCCGUAGGCCAAAGACUCGGCGAAGUGAGAUCCAUCGGUUAUGCUUGUUGACCUCAGCUUGUCAACGACUUUUGGACGGCCUGGUCUCAUUCACAUGGGAUAUCGCAAUUGAGGUAAAUUGGCGUAAAUUCAUGGAAGAAGUCAAUCAAACUCGACUUCAAAUCUUGAAACAUGAACAAUGGCCUGUCAAGGAGGAAGGAGAAGAAGAAGAAACAAAUAAUGGCUAUAAGACAGUGGAAGAAUUGAAAGAGAUGCAUAGAUUGAUGAUUGAAGAUAUCCGAAAUGCACUCUUUCUAAGAGAUCGACAAGUUUCAUUUAUGAAGAUCCUUGAGAAUUCCAUCUUUCAACCUAUCAUUGGACUUGGGAAGAUACUGAAUGGCUUGGAGGAAGAGGAAGAGGAUGUGGUGAUUGAAAAGUUGAAGGGAAGGCAGAUUGUGGGUCUCAGGAAGCUGAUAAAUGCUUUGGAGGCUUUGAGUGAUCGGGCUGCUGAUCGAGAAGUGAGAAUGAGGAAGGAAGGCAAAGAAGGGUUCUUGAACGAAUUAGUCUCUCGCUUGGAUUGGAAUAGGUUUUAUGCUGAUCAUUCUGGUUAA
This is a messenger RNA of Melampsora larici-populina 98AG31, 2907 nucleotides long. RefSeq lists its product as uncharacterized. NCBI's taxonomy places the organism in Eukaryota, Fungi, Basidiomycota, Pucciniomycetes, Pucciniales, Melampsoraceae. The coding region runs from base 1 to 2907 and encodes 968 amino acids. Gene Ontology annotation, cellular component: centrosome; gamma-tubulin small complex; spindle pole. Gene Ontology annotation, molecular function: gamma-tubulin binding; microtubule minus-end binding. The transcript has 5 exons. The record is from RefSeq and is a predicted model, not a curated record. Gene Ontology annotation, biological process: meiotic cell cycle; microtubule nucleation; cytoplasmic microtubule organization.